Molecule: messenger RNA, 2002 nt
Organism: Fusarium redolens
Lineage: Eukaryota; Fungi; Ascomycota; Sordariomycetes; Hypocreales; Nectriaceae
Product: Alpha/Beta hydrolase protein
Exons: 2
Coding region: 129-1850 (573 amino acids)
Source: RefSeq, a predicted model, not a curated record
CAUAAAUAUACCGGUAUUGUCAUCGGAGGUUCGCAGUUUUUUCCUCCUACCAUCAAUGAUCCGAGGAAGGCGAGAACUCAUUGCUACAUCGCCUUCUUUCUCAUUGAGUAUUCAGACCUCCCGGCAUCAUGCGUCUAACUCUCCUCAACUUACUGGUCGUUUGCUGCGCCGCGCAAGACUUUCCUGCGCCAGCACAAACAAUCCAAGAACGGGCCGACAAGACCGCGACAGUUACCAUCUCAUCUCCAGAUGCCACGAUCCUGGGGAAAGUAGCCAACGGCGUUGAAUCGUUCAACGGCAUCCCUUUCGCGGAAGCCCCUACCGGACAGCUCAGGCUGAGACCACCUAAGCGAGUAGAAAACUCCUUAGGCGAAUUCGACGGGACUCGGCUUGCGCGAGCAUGUCCACAGAUGCUUUUGUCAAGCGAAAACAAGAAUUUUCUUUUCAAAAUUGCUGGCGACCUCUCCAACCACCCCUUCUUCCAAACCGUAACGGGCCAGUCCGAAGACUGUUUGAGCAUCACCAUCACGCGCCCAGAGGGCACAAGCCAAGAUGCAAAGUUGCCCGUUUUGUUCUGGAUCUACGGAGGCGGGUUUCAGUUUGGAUGGUCAUCUAUGUAUGAUGGCACAGGUCUCAUUAAGCACGGUCUCGACAUGCGGAAACCAUUUAUCUUCGUUGCCAUCAACUACCGAACCUCCGGUUUCGGCUUCAUGCCCGGAAAGGAAGUCCUCGCCGAUGGAGCUUCCAAUCUCGGUUUACUCGAUCAACGGAUGGCCUUGGAGUGGGUCGCUGAUAAUAUCGAAGCCUUUGGUGGCGAUCCAAGUUUGGUGACCUUAUGGGGCGAGUCAGCCGGAGCCAUAUCUAUCCUGAAUCAGAUGGCUCUUUACGAUGGAGAUAAUACCUACAAUGGCAAGCCACUUUUCCGCGGGGCAAUUAUGAACUCAGGAAGCAUAGUCCCCGCCGACCCCGUUGACUGUCCUAAAGGGCAGGAAGUCUACGAUAAGGUUGUUAAAGAGGCCGGCUGCAGUGGUGAGGAGGAUACUCUCAACUGUCUUCGUGAGGUUGACUAUUCGACUUUCCUCAAGGCUGUUACCUCAGUACCCGCUUUCCUAUCAUACAAUUCCGUGGCUCUCUCCUAUCUUCCUCGGCCUGACGGGAAGGUCCUCACUGAAAGUCCGGAAAUCCUUGUUGGGAGCAAGAAAUACGCAGCGGUGCCCAUGAUCAUUGGCGACCAAGAAGACGAGGGCACACUACUCGCUAUUUUCCAGCCUAACUUGACUACCACGGAGGAUCUUGUCCGCUAUCUGAAAGACCUUCACUUUCACGGCGCGAGCGAAGCUCAGCUUACCGAGCUUGUCAAGACAUAUGACGAAGGUAUAUCCGCGGUGGUCAACGGCAGCCCCUUCCGCACUGGGCCAUUGAACGAAGUGUUCCCAGGUUUCAAGCGCCGAGCAGCGCUGCUAGGGGACAUUGUCUUUACCCUAUCACGAAGAGCGUUUCUAACGCUAGCGAAUCUCGCGAAUCCCACAACUCCAUCAUGGUCAUAUCUCGCUACCUACAACUUCGGGACGCCCAUUCUCGGUACCUUUCACGCAUCGGAUAUCAUACAAGUCUUUUUCGGAAUCUUGCCCAAUUAUGCCAGCCGCAGUAUCCGCACCUAUUACAUCAACUUUCUCUACGACCUGGAUCCAAAUAGUGGUAUCAAUGGGAAGUACCCGAAUUGGCCGCAGUGGGACCAAGGCCAGAAGCUUAUGAACUUUGAGGCGAAUCGAGCUAGCCUGAUAAAUGACGAUUUCAGGAAGUAUAGCUACGAGUUUCUUCUUCAGAAUGCACAAAGCUUGUAUGUCUAAAGGAUGGGAUGCGUCGUCACCUGGCCUUGCGGAUGUAGAAGCCAGAUAGGAGUGUCUUCGAAGGUAGUUGAUUGGUAAAACGUUCUGGUUAUCUUGUUGCGCAGUUUUGUCUCUUCUUCUUCUUCUCCUCAUAUUUUUUACUUAGAAUCACG